AUGUCGGCCAGUCAGUCGCGAACGUCUACCCGCCCGUCCAGCGAGGUCGAGCGCAACACCUAUGCAAAUGGAUCCACAACAUCCCGCGGUAAUGGCCACGCCAGGCAACGCUCCAACACUGCCAGUUCAGUCCGCUCCAAUGGAACCGUUCGAGCGCCUCGUGUCUCAAUGGAGGAUAACACCUCUCCUCUCGCAAGGUUCGGCAUCAAAGGCGAUGGUCUUAUGCUCUUUGUCACAUGCUUUGCCUCACUCGGAGUUUUUCUCUUCGGCUACGACCAAGGCGUCAUGAGUGGCAUCAUCACCGGUCCCUACUUCAAAGCCUACUUCAAGCAUCCUACCGCCUACGAGAUCGGCACCCUCGUCGCCUCGCUUGAACUUGGAGCGCUCGUCACCAGUCUUGCCUGCGGUCGACUUGCCGACAUUUUUGGCCGCAAAAACACCCUUUUCUGGGGCGCCGUCAUCUUUUCGGUCGGCGGCGCCAUCCAGACCUUUACCUCCGGCUACGAUACUAUGCUUAUCGGGCGCGUCAUCUCUGGUCUCGGAGUCGGCGUCCUUAGCAUGAUCGUGCCCACCUAUCAGUCCGAGAUCUCACCUGCAGAGAACCGUGGUAAGCUGGCCUGCAUCGAAUUCACAGGCAACAUCAUCGGCUACGCAAGCAGUGUUUGGGUCGACUACUUCUCGUCUUUCAUUGAAAGUGAUCUCUCUUGGCGUCUGCCGCUCAGUCUCCAGGUAGUGAUCGGAGCCACUUUGGCUUUCGGCUCCGUCCUCCUUCCCGAAUCACCGCGAUGGCUUCUUGACAAGGACAUGGACGAGCAAGGUAUGCGCGUCCUCGCCGACCUUCACGGAGCUGGAGACCCCAACGAGCCGCGCGCCAAGCUCGAGUUCCGCGAGAUCAAAGAGAACGUCCUCUACCUCCGCAAGCAAGGCGACAACUCGUACAAACGUAUGCUCACCCAAUAUCGCUACCGAACCAUGAUCGCCAUGUCUUCGCAGAUGUUUGCGCAGCUCGUCGGUAUCAACAGUGUCUGCUACUAUCUGCCCAUGAUCCUCGAGUCUGCCGGCUGGAUCGGUCGCGAUGCUCUUCUCAUGACCGGCGUCAACGGCAUCAUCUACACGCUCGCUACCGUGCCCACGUGGUUCCUGAUCGACCUCUGGGGUCGUCGAAUCAUUCUUCUAUCCGGCGCCAUCGGUUGCGGUGCUGCCCUCACCGCCUGCAGCUACUUUAUGUAUCUCGAUCAGAGCUACACUCCGCAAGCUGUCGUCGGCUGCAUCAUUGUCUUUAACGCAUGGUUCGGAUAUUCAUGGGGCCCUGUACCUUGGCUCUAUCCGCCUGAGAUUUUGCCGCUCGCGUUCCGUGCUAAAGGUGCAUCCCUGGCAACGGCGACCAAUUGGUCGUUCAACUGGUUGGUAGGAGAGCUGACACCGAUACUCAUGGAGAAGAUCGCAUGGAGACUGUAUCUUAUCUUGGCAUUUUUUGCAGGCUUGGCGUUCGUGACGGUUUACUUUGGAUAUCCAGAGACAUCCGGUGUACCGUUGGAAGAGAUCGGCGCACUUUUCGGUGACGAAAUCAAUGUCCCUCAGGACGAAGAAGAUGAUGAUGACGAUGAUGAUCAACAAGAUGAGGACGGUCAAGGGGGAAGCGGUGAAAGGAUACGCCCAAGAGUAAGCGUCGACGGGUCACAAGAUGGUGCUGAAUACACACCUCGGCCUAUCCGUCGAUCCAUUUCCAGCCAUCCGCGUCUACAGUCGGAGGAGGAGCGCGCGGCUCGAGCAGCAGCAGCACGGGUUGCUGCAGAAGAACGACAGGUUGCGCAGUCGUUCUUCAGACUUGGUGGUGGUGGACCUUUCGGCUGGGUCUCGCGCUUGCUGCGAGGAGGCAAACGAGAAGGCCCACCGGAUCGCAGCCUGUAUGAACAAAUCAGCAGAGACGAACACUAG
Mycosarcoma maydis (corn smut) is the source of this 1938-nucleotide messenger RNA. RefSeq lists its product as uncharacterized. Gene Ontology annotation, molecular function: carbohydrate:proton symporter activity. Gene Ontology annotation, biological process: carbohydrate transport; transmembrane transport. The record is from RefSeq and is a predicted model, not a curated record. Gene Ontology annotation, cellular component: membrane. The transcript has a single exon. Lineage: Eukaryota; Fungi; Basidiomycota; Ustilaginomycetes; Ustilaginales. Bases 1 to 1938 code for a protein of 645 amino acids.